CGCCAAGACACUCCGGUGGUGGCAGUGUUCUAAAUUCUAAUGUAAUACAAAUACACGGCGUGUAGUCGUGCACUCCUUUCGCUUUGAAAUCAAAUGGUCCCUCCCAACUUUAUCCUGAUUCCUGACCAUUAGAAAAUAAUGGUGACUCCUACCAACAUUCCCGUCACCAUCAUCUUUUGAUUUACUGUUGUGACAUGCGUUAACAUUCGCUCUUUGGUGCGUUCAAAGACCGAAAAUUUGUUCACUGUCACACCGUCGAUCGCCCACGUAUACCCUCGGAAAGAUUUUGGGCUCCACUUUCAUGUUUAGCCGGGUCAGUCCUUUUAUCUCCUGCUAACGAAAUGGAUUCUACUCUGCCACAUGUCUUUCUCGUUCUCCGUCUCUAUGUAUCUGUCUCCCGGCUGAAAAUCUCCCCCACUUCAACCACAUUUAGCUGAUGGGAAAUGCAUUUCGCUGCUGCCUCUCAGAAUCAUCAUUUGCAGCGGAGAAGUAGCCAGAGAGAGAGUGAGAUUGCUUUGUUUCUGUAUUGUCCCAUGUCAUGGAGCGCUACGAGGUACUGAAAGAUAUUGGAUCUGGAAACUUUGGGGUUGCCAAGCUUGUUAGAGAUAGGUUGACUAAGGAGCUCUUCGCUGUCAAGCUUAUUGAGAGAGGGCAGAAGAUUGAUGAACAUGUACGGAGGGAAAUACUGAACCAUAGAUCCUUGAAGCAUCCCAACAUAAUUAGAUUCAAGGAGGUCCUUCUAACACCUACUCAUCUAGCCAUAGUCAUGGAAUAUGCUGCUGGCGGUGAACUCUUUGAGAGGAUAUGUAAUGCUGGUAGGUUCAGUGAAGAUGAGGUAUAACUCAUACAAGAACUUAUUUCGGGGGUCAGCUACUGUCAUUCAAUGCAAAUUUGUCAUAGAGAUCUUAAACUGGAAAACACACUUUUGGAUGGGGGCACAGCACCACGCCUUAAAAUAUGCGAUUUUGGGUAUUCAAAGUCAUCUGUCUUCCAUUCUCAACCCAAAUCAAAAGUAGGAACUCCAGCUUAUAUUGCACCAGAGGUCCUAUCAAGAAGGGAAUAUGAUGGAAAGGUUGCAGAUGUUUGGUCUUGUGGGGUCACAUUAUAUGUAAUGCUGGUUGGCGCUUAUCCGUUUGAAGAUCCUGAUGAUCCUAGGAACUUUCGCAAGACAAUUGGGCGCAUACUUAGCGUCCACUACUCUAUUCCCAACUAUGUCCGAGUGUCCUUGGAAUGUAAACAUCUUCUAUCCCGGAUUUUUGUGGCUAACCCUGAAAAGUGGAUAACCAUUCCGGAAAUUAUAAUGCACCCAUGGUUCUUAAAGAACUUGCCAAUAGAAUUAAUGGAAGGAGAAGUAAGCUUGCAGAGAAAUGACAUAAAUGAUACAUCUCAAAGUAUUGAAGAUACAUUAUUUAUAAUACAAGAGGCACGGAAACCAGCUGAAGGGCCCAAGCUUGGCAGUCAUCUCAUUGGAGGCAGCAUGGAUCUUGAUGAUAUGGAUUCAGAUGCUGACAUAGAUGAUACUGAGACAAGUGGUGACUUUGUUUGUGCUUUAUGACUGUAUAUAUAACUUGCAAUGUGAUCCAGUUGAAGAUCGGCAAAAAGUGGAGAGUUCUUUCAACAACUCUGUGUGUCCACAGUUCAUCCAGUUGAAGAUCGUCCCUUGCACACAGGAACCUUGUUAUGUUGUAUUUGUAGAUAUAUGUGCUUUAAAUGUGUGUUUGUCAUUGUUGCAUAGGGCCUGUUUGGGGGGCAGGGGCGCUGAACUGAAGAUUCAGCUAAGCUGUUCAGCUGCUUUGAAGCACUCCAAAUAAGCUAUUUAAAGAUGCUGAAGCCAACAGCCGUUAAAAUACUGAUGGACAGCCGAGUGGAACUCACCUCCGAAAACACGAGCGGCUGCACGCUUCAUCCCUCCCAAAUGGGUGCUUUAUCUGCAGAGCACUGCUUUAUCUGCCGGGCCCUCUAAUCUAUAUUGUAUUUAUUAGUAAAGUUGAUUUGAUUAUUAUCAUUACUGUUAAGUCUCGGAGAAAUUUGUUACCAAAAAAAUCCGGUAAAAGUUAUUUUCUUUUUUUUUUUUCGUAUUUAAUACGAUACAUCAACUUUUUAACGUAGUUGGUAAUAGCGGGAUUCAAUACGCAUUUCUACUACGCGUACCCAGCUAACAUGCCAAUCGAGUUACCACUUGUUAA
Messenger RNA from Nelumbo nucifera (sacred lotus), 2186 nucleotides. NCBI's taxonomy places the organism in Eukaryota, Viridiplantae, Streptophyta, Magnoliopsida, Proteales, Nelumbonaceae. The record is from RefSeq and is a predicted model, not a curated record.